AGAUAACUUUGUUUCAUUAAGCAUUGUAUUAUCAUAUUUGAUAAACACAGCAGAAUAUAUAGGUGAAUUGAGCAGAUAGAGAACGAUUCAAGAAUGUGUAGGUCUCAGAGAUUCUCUUUUGGUUUUGGUUUUUUGGUGGGUCUGGCUUUGAUUUUGAUCCCCACAACUCAUGCCUGGAGCAAAGAGGGUCACAUUUUAACUUGCCAGAUUGCACAGAGUCUAUUAGAGGAGGAGGCUGCAGAAGCUGUUGCAAAUUUGUUACCCCAGCACGUUGAAGGAGAUUUAUCCGCACUCUGUACAUGGCCGGACCAAAUCCGGCAUUGGUACAAAUACCGCUGGACAAGUCCCCUCCAUUUCAUAGACACACCCGACGGUGCCUGCGACUAUGACUACGAAAGGGACUGCCAAGCCAACGGCAUCGAGGGCAUGUGUGUGGUCGGAGCCAUCCAGAAUUUCACCACACAGCUUCUCCACUACCAAGAAGGAACCUCCGAUCGCCGCCAUAACAUGACAGAGGCUCUGUUGUUCCUGUCACAUUUCAUGGGAGACGUCCAUCAGCCAAUGCAUAUUGGGUUUACAAGUGAUUUAGGAGGAAACACCAUUGAUUUGCGUUGGUUCAGACGCAAAUCCAACCUGCAUCAUGUAUGGGAUAGGGACAUUCUUCUUCAAGCCCUGAAAGAUUACUAUGAUAAGGAUUUGGACAGCCUGUUGGAAGCCAUUUCCGGAAACAUCACACAUGGGAUCUGGGCUGAUGAUGUAUCUUCAUGGGAAAAAUGUGAUGAUCUUCUUCCUUGCUUAAACCAGUAUGCUUCAGAGAGUAUUAAAAUUGCUUGCAAAUGGGGUUACAAAGGAGUAAAUCCCGGCGAUACUCUCGCAGAUGAAUACUACAAUUCGAGGAUGCCGAUUGUCAUGAAACGAAUUGCUCAAGGAGGAGUAAGAUUAGCCAUGAUCUUGAACGCAGUAUUUGGUGACUCACAAGAAGGUUUUGCAGCAGCAACAUGAACAAAUCCAAGAAAUUAAGAACACCUAGAAAAAAAUUAUACUAGAUUAGGGAGAUUCUGUUGCUUAUUAAGCCAUAGAAUCACCAAAUCUAACUUGUUUGUUCAAAUAACCAUCUCCCCUGUAUCAAACUCUGUUGUAUAUUGUAAUCUACAGCCCAAAUAAUUCCGUACAAGAAUC
Molecule: messenger RNA, 1179 nt
Organism: Rubroshorea leprosula
Lineage: Eukaryota; Viridiplantae; Streptophyta; Magnoliopsida; Malvales; Dipterocarpaceae
Source: the annotation of a GenBank genome assembly